Messenger RNA from Rhizophagus irregularis DAOM 181602=DAOM 197198, 1468 nucleotides. RefSeq lists its product as uncharacterized. The record is from RefSeq and is a predicted model, not a curated record. Lineage: Eukaryota; Fungi; Glomeromycota; Glomeromycetes; Glomerales; Glomeraceae.
GUGCCAUAAAGAAAUCGCAUUUAAAUCCUGGCAUUUUUAUGACACAAAACGUACAAAACAUGCAUGAAUUAUGAAAUCACACGUGAAACGAAAAACACACGAUGUCACGAAAAAAUUAUAUUAUCGUAAACCAAAAAUUAUAAAUUUGUUCGUAAUAAAUGCAGUGAUCAUUAUUUAAGUAUUUGCACCGCAUAAACAAGGAAUUAUAUAAAAUCAUAGCCAAUUCAUUCUUUUUUAUAAUUACUCCACUCACUUCCAUAUUUCUCCCUUACUUUCAUUAACCGCCAACUUCAAGGCUGCGCCUAAUUAUUAACAUUCUUUUAAACUAUAGUACCGUAACAAAUAGAUAACGGUACUCAAGAAUCUAAUAACUUCCAUCAACUUCCGCAAAUUCUCUCCAUGACGAAGCGACUACUAAUUAUUGCACUUUUUGGUUUACUGCUAGCUUUGGCUUGUGUACUUGGCCAAGCUACAGCACAAGAAGCAACAGAUGAUGCUCAAGCAGCAAAGGAUGGCGAAACAAAAGCCAAAGAAGCCGCUCCAAAGCUGCCUGUUGAAGAAACCCCUGUUAAAGCUCCAGUAAAAGAAAUUAAUUUACCAAAAGAAGUCGCCAAGGGUAAAACCAAAUCAUCUAAUGUUGGUAAAGGUAAAGCAAAAGGAAAAGGAAAAAAAAGUCCUCCAACACCUCCAAAUGGCCAAACAGAAACUCCAACUGUAGCACCAGAUAAUUCAACUGUGCCAGUACCAACCAAUCCAGCCGCUCCGGCUAAUUCGACUGAACCAAUUGUUCCAAAUGCUAAAGAUCCAAAGGCAAAAGCAAAAGCACCAAAAGUUCCAAUAGGAAAAACUGUGCAAUCACCAACUCCGGUAGGAAAACAAACUACACCAACUCAGUCUAAAUAUCAACCCCCUACUCCACCUGCCCCACCUGCCCCACCUGCCCCACCUGCUCCACCUGCUGCUCUUCCUAGCACUGCUCCAAUUCCCGAUAACGCUCAAUCACCUCCUCCUAACGUCCCGGCUCCCGAAACUCCCGAAAAUUCUGAUUCUGAAUCUCCACAAACCGUUAAAAUUGUAAAAGAACAAAACCCACAGACUACUACUGUUGUAACAGUUAUUAAAAAGCAAGAUCAGGCUAUAGAACAAAAUGAUACUUCUGCUGCCCGAAGGAAUGAAAAUUCUAUCCAAUUAGGAAUUUCUCUUAUAUUUGUAGUUCUUGGAGCUAACUUUAUAGCCUAAAGGAGGGAAAUUGUUCUUGACUUCAUGUUAAUUUCAUACAUUUUAUUCUUAUUUUGGCAUUUUUAUUGAUUACUUAAUAAUACCUAAUUUCUCUCAAUUGUUUCAUUUUUCAUUCGCUUGUUUUUAACAUAUACACAAAUAUACACAUGUAUCUAUAUAAAUUAAUACUAAAACAUUAAUUAGGAUAGGAUGAACGUAAGACCUAAUGAUAAUUAGUAUUCAUUUUUUU